This is a messenger RNA of Trichoplusia ni (cabbage looper), 1228 nucleotides long. RefSeq lists its product as uncharacterized. Bases 22 to 1041 code for a protein of 339 amino acids. The transcript is spliced from 2 exons. The record is from RefSeq and is a predicted model, not a curated record. NCBI's taxonomy places the organism in Eukaryota, Metazoa, Arthropoda, Insecta, Lepidoptera, Noctuidae.
UGUGAGGAACAAUGCAAUGCAAUGCCAUGCCCAGUUUUGACGCUAUCAGUUCUCCUGAUCCCGAGUGUCGUGACUUAUAUUCCAUCAAUAAACUACACAUGGCUACAAUUCAAUGGUAAAUAUGAUGCGAUCGUCGGAAUAUCUGUGGAUGAUACACCAGUAUGCACCGGUAUAUUAGUCAAUAAAUAUUCAGUAAUAACUGCAGCGAACCCCAUUUAUAUACACGUGAAGUACUACAAUCCUAUAAUAAAAAAGUUGUACGUGCACGCGAUAGACGGUGCCUUCUUCAAGGCUGUGGUUCAUGAAGUCGAGAGAAUCACAUAUCAAUCGCGAAGGGGUAGUUUCUGGCGCCCAUUUGGCUUUGACAGUAAACACUCGCCAAUACACGACAUUGUUGUACUGAGCUUGCUCGUACCUAUGGAAACUUUUACCGAAGUCAUACUCUUGGAUCAUACGCAUCGUUUUGGGGGUUUUACGACUAUCAGAGAAAUUCCCUUCCCAAAACACGCAAGUCGUCAUUAUGGUAUGAGACCAGUAAUAGGGGUGAAAACCUUUGAACCACACGGCUGGUUCUCUAUAGCCGGACAUGGUUUCAUCGACAAGGCACAUGUGAGACAAAACAUUGAACUAGAAGUGGUUGAUUAUGAAGUGGGAAACGUACUAAUAGAUUGCGACGACUGGAUCCCGAGAGGUUGGGGGCAUUUCAUCUGUUUGCUGAACAUUGAAAAGUUCGUCGGUAUUACAGCGGGCAGCGCUUUAUUCUACAACCGAAGAUUCAUUGGCAUAGGAUCAUUUGCAGUGUUUAGGGGCAACGAAAGUAUAUUAUUAUUCACUGACUUAAGAAAAUAUCACGGUAUGAAAGGCUGGAGAGGUUAUAUUGACAUCUUGGAAGACCACACUGAGCUGAGCUUCAACCCUGAUGACGCGACACCGCGCUCCGAUUGGUACUACAUGCCGCAUCUUGCGAAAUUGGAGGGAAAACAUAAAAUAAAUACAAAGCCUUACCCCAAAUAUCAUAGGGGUUUCUAUUUCUAUCUAUGAUUAUAUUGUCUGAUAAACACACACAUCCCAUCCUCGACUAUUUAAACAAUUUAUACGUGUUAAUAAGAAAGAAUUAUAAAAUAUAUGUAAUAUUCACACAUUCGUAUGCCGUCAAUUUAAUUAGCCUUUUAAUUUCUAAUGUUAUAUAUGUUUGUGUAAUAAAGAAACUAAUCAAAGUAUUGCCAUU